GGAUUUGGAAUUUAAAAUUUGAUUAGUAAUAUAAUAGUUAUUAAAAAUGGAACAAUUGGGGAAGAGUAUACAACCAGCAGAAACAGAUGGGUAUAAAGUACAAGAAGGGACUAUGAAUAAAGAAUCUAGUCCAUCUAAUUCUCCUAUUCAUAUUUUAUCUGUCGGAAGUAAUGCUAUUUCUGCAUUUUUCUCCUGGAGACUUCAAUCUAGCAAUGCUUGCAAAGUUACACUUGUUUGGCGUAAUCAUUUCGAUGCAGUAUCUUCUUACGGUAUUUCUUUUAGAUCCAAUAUAUAUGAUUCAGAACGAUUCAAACCUCAUCGAGUUGUUCAAACAAUUGAGGAAGCUAAAACUCCUCACUGUCCAUUCGACUAUGUUUUUGUAUGUAUUAAAGCUCUUCCGGAUAUAUAUGAUAUAGCGACCAUCAUCGAGUCAGUUGUUACAUCCUCACAUACCUGCAUUAUCAUUAAUACCACUAAUACGAUUGGCAUUGAACAUCAACUUAUAGAACGGUUCCCAAAAAAUCUUGUUCUUUCUCUUGUUUCAGAAGCUACAUUGACUCAGUUAAAUGUAGCCGAUUAUGAGCAUUCUGGAUCUAAGAAUGUUUGGAUAGGUCUUAUACAACCAAAUUUAAUACUUCCAGAGGAAACUCAACGAGACAUGAUAGAAUCUUUGAAAUUAACAUUGGAGGCAGGAAACAUCAAUUGCCGUUCUUCGCCUAAUAUUCUUCAACAACAGUGGGAGAAAAUGAUUGGACCUAUCUCAUUUCAUCCUAUUAGCGUGCUUUUUGAUGAACCUAAUCAUUCCGUUCUUUUAGAAAACCAAAAUGCUAGAAAAUUGAUAUCCAAUUUAUUUGACGAACUUUUACGAAUAGCAGAAGCACAAAAUUGUAGUUUUGAUACUGAGUUUAAAUCUAGAGUCAUGAAUUCCAUGGCGAAUGAUACAGCUCAGUCUGUAAUGUACCAAGACUAUAUUACUAGACGUCCAAUGGAAAUUCAAGUUUUUCUGACAAAUCCUCUUGAAAUUGCAAAUAAACACGAUAUCAUUGUUCCUAGAUUGGAAACAAUUCAUGCUUUGAUGCAUAAUUUGAAUAAUCGUAAUCAUCUUCAUAGACAAUCUCCAUCUGUAUCAACUAUCUUACCUCGACAGCUAUCACCAAAAUCUUUAGCUAAAGAGCAACGCAAGCAUCAUCUAAUCCAUGAACCAAAUGGAUAUAACAUUUCAUCGGGAGAUCGACAUUAUAGACGUGGUUCUCCUCGGCAGUUGAUUAGACAUGAUUCUCUUGAAGGACUUGAAGAAUUUGCAGAUAUUGCUAUGUAUGGAGAUAUGAUACAUGUUUCGAAUGCAGAUGAUGCUGAUGCAAUAGAUCAUCAAGAUCAUAAUUAUAUCAAUAAUAUUGAUGAAUCAUAUAAUCAUGUUCAAGAACGAAGAAAAGGUGCAUAUGAUUCUAUGUCAUUAAAAGAAAAGAAACUAGCAUUAAUUAAACGUGAAAAAUUAUUACGUGAAAAAGAAGCAUUAGAAUACAAAAAGAAUAUGGCACGGCUUCCUAAGAACCAUGCUACUGAUGGAUAUAGUACACGUUCAUAUGGUUAUGAUGAUGAUGAUGAUUAUGCAGAUUAUCAUAUUCCUUCAAACGCUCCACCAAAUUUUCAACCAAUAAAUUCAGAUAAUUUUGAUAUGAUGAGCAUGACUUUUCGACGUCAUAGAAAAAGUACAAACAAAGUAUCAACUAGUAGCAUGCGAAGUACUUUUGAGAAUAAAGCUGACAUGUACAAUGAUUAUGCCGGAUGGGAAUCGCGUCAACGUUCACAUUCACGAUCUCAACCAUACAAUACAAUGGAUGUUAGCUUAAUAGGAACGUGUGACCAUAUACAAAAUAGUCUUAUGUUGGGUUAUUCUUCAAAUCGAUAUGGAACUGUCGAUUCGAAAACUUUAGUCAAUUCUCGCACAAAUUCUUUAACUACAGCUAAAUCGGAUGAAAUGCGUGAUUCUAGCACAUACGGACCACCUCAAAGUAAUCGUUCUACAAUGUAUCAUCCUACAGUUAAUGGCGCGCCUUUAACACGUCAUGCACAUCAUAUGAGUCAUCAAUAUUUAUCAACUAUGAACUCUGGGAAUAUGCCGCCAAACGUACCUCAACGAGCACCCUCAGCACCAUUAACAUCGAUGCGACACAUCCCCUCUCGAAAUAUGAUUAUGCAUCCUCAUCCAUCACAUGGUCCUACAAAAAAUGGUAUGAAUAUAAAUCCUCAAAGAAGUUUAACAGGAAGUGCAAGCGCAAGUACAGCAAGCAAUGGAAAUGGUUGUGCAUCAGGAAGUGGUAGUGGACAUAGUAGUACAAGUUCUUUCGAAAGAGGUCCAAUGGUCUAGACUGCUGAUUCUUUUAUAACAAGAAUACCCAAUACAAAAAAAUGAA
Messenger RNA from Pneumocystis carinii B80, 2414 nucleotides. RefSeq lists its product as hypothetical. Gene Ontology annotation, cellular component: cytoplasm. The record is from RefSeq and is a predicted model, not a curated record. Bases 47 to 2368 code for a protein of 773 amino acids. NCBI's taxonomy places the organism in Eukaryota, Fungi, Ascomycota, Pneumocystomycetes, Pneumocystales, Pneumocystaceae. The transcript has 5 exons. Gene Ontology annotation, molecular function: oxidoreductase activity.